Messenger RNA from Talaromyces amestolkiae, 1278 nucleotides. RefSeq lists its product as uncharacterized. Bases 1 to 1278 code for a protein of 425 amino acids. Gene Ontology annotation, molecular function: RNA polymerase II cis-regulatory region sequence-specific DNA binding; zinc ion binding; DNA-binding transcription factor activity, RNA polymerase II-specific. Gene Ontology annotation, cellular component: chromatin. The record is from RefSeq and is a predicted model, not a curated record. Lineage: Eukaryota; Fungi; Ascomycota; Eurotiomycetes; Eurotiales; Trichocomaceae. Gene Ontology annotation, biological process: DNA-templated transcription; regulation of transcription by RNA polymerase II. The transcript has a single exon.
AUGUUAUCGCUCGCCUACCAGCAUGGUGAAGAUCUCGCCAGCGACGGCCAAGCAGGCUCCGGAGCGAUCUUAUCCGCACGCUGCUUUAAUCGAGCUCGAGCACUUCUUGCUUCUAUGGAACAGGAGAACGAUGACCAAUCCGAUGCAACUAAAGAUAUCAGCAUGAUUCAGGCGUAUCUUCUGUUACAAAUCUGCGCCACAAUGUAUCUUUGCGGCAAAAGUUCAGGAUACGGACCCCAAAUGCAUUCCAAAAUGAUCAUUUUAGCACGCUCCAAAGGGCUUAUGCAACCCAAGAGAAUCGAGUCCUCCGUGGCAGUAUGCCUGGACUCACUAUGGCGAGAAUUCAUCAAGGCCGAAUCCCAUAAACGGACGCUCUUCGCCAUCCAUCAGAUUGAUUCCUGGUGGUAUCAGUUUUGCUCCGUUCCUAGGCUACUCUCCCAUUUGGAGAUUAAGCAUAACUUGCCCUGCCCGGAAGAAUCUUGGACAGCGCCAACUUCAGCGCAAUGGGCACAUGGGCAAUUGCUUCGAGGACAAUCUGGUCCUGACAGCGGCAUGCAAUACGCAGACGCAGUUCGAUGUUUUCUAUCUUCCGAUCGAAAUCUUAACUCGCUCCCACCAUUCGAUCCAUACGGCGCCAUCAAUAUUGCACAAUUCCUAAUCUCAAGCGCCCGCGAAAUCACAGGAUGGUCCACAAUGACGGGUAGACUCAGCGUCGAAAGACUCGAACCCAUAACCUCAUCCCUUGUAGCCCUUGAACCCUUUAUCCGAGCUCAGCCAACCCAACAAACACACGACGACGACAACAACAACAUCAUAAACAUCCACACCUCCCUCUGCGAAGCAACCUGGGAAAUGGCCAUGAUCGAAAUCCAGAUCUGGUCCCCAUCGCACACCGGCGGAAUCGUAGGCGGAAGCGUGGACGCAGUAGUGCGAAUCGCAACGGAUCUUGCACCUUCAUCCUGUGAGGUUCUGAUUGAAUCAAACGGCGUGAUUCAGCCGCACAUUGAUUGGUUUUUGCGGUAUCUUGAUUCUGCUGCUGUGGCGCCGAGCCUUGAAGCACCUUGGAUCACGUUGUAUGCUUAUAAGGCGUUUUUGAUUGCGUGGCAGAUGGUCCGUGGAGGAUUGGCGGGUGCGAUGCAAGCUGUCGGAGUUCGAGAUGGUGAUCUCAAAGGUGCUAUAGUAUGGGCUAAAGAGGUUUUCGGGCGGAGACAGGGAUGGCAUUUGGGGAAGAUUAUUAUGGAUUGUUUGGAUGUUUUGGAUAAUGAGUCGGUUCGUUAA